Molecule: messenger RNA, 1292 nt
Organism: Xenia sp. Carnegie-2017
Lineage: Eukaryota; Metazoa; Cnidaria; Anthozoa; Malacalcyonacea; Xeniidae
Product: BTB/POZ domain-containing protein KCTD21-like
Exons: 1
Coding region: 317-1033 (238 amino acids)
Biological process (GO): protein homooligomerization
Molecular function (GO): protein binding
Source: RefSeq, a predicted model, not a curated record
GAGAAACGAAUGUAUUCCGUAAAGAAUAUUUUAUUAAUGCUAUUGUGGGCGAGCCACAUUGUUGGAAAAUUUCCUUGAGGUUGGUUGCAACCCAAGAAUAGGCCCACCAGCUGUCGAAACCAACAUGUAAUCUUCCACGUUCUUUUUCGUCUUGAGGAUUAGGGAAAAUUAGCCCAUUUGUGGAUCAUGGAUGCAGUUAAAAUGUUUUGCUAUCGCAUUGUGACUUUUAAUUAAUAAUUAAUGUUCUUCACUCAUUUACAUCUUCAAAACAAAGCGCAGCUGUAUGGAACCGUAGAGUUGCUUUGAACCAGAAAUCAUGAACGUUCAGAAGAAAUCCAAUUCCUCUCAAGGCUUUCCUUCCGUAGUUUCGUUAAAUGUGGGAGGAAUGAUUUACGCCGCUUCGCUUGCAACUCUCACGAGAUAUUCAAAAUCUAUGCUUGCUGCAAUGUUCAGUGGUCGUGUGCCAAUCGAAACCGAUGCGAAUGGCAACUAUUUCAUUGACAGAGAUGGCAAGUUGUUUCGGCAUGUUUUGAAUUUUCUGCGAUCGGGUCACCUGCACUUGCCAAAGGGAUUUGGCGAAUUCGAACUUUUGAAACAAGAAGUGGACUUCUAUCAGUUGAAGGACAUGAUGGCUCAUUUGAGCAAAGCUGCGGCGUUUGGCAUCAGUCGUUUGUCGUCUAAGGUUGGUGAUACGUCGACCAUUGAAAGUCGCUGUUAUGAACAUGUCGAAUUAGUUUGCCGUCCGCGUUCAGUUGAAGUGUUCGGGAAAAAGGCCACGAUGGAAGAGUGUUUUCAGAAGUCCAUGUUUUCGGCUUUUGUUGCUGUCGAUUGCACAAUCACCACGGAAGGCUCCGCAAAUCUUGAAGUGAAAAUAACAAAUCGUCGCGGUGAUUUUGUCGGCAACGAACCGAAAACGUCAAUAUUAGAGGCGUUGGGUAAUAAAGGGUUUCAUGUUGUUUCGGCCGGAUAUUUGCAGGAUCAGAAAAGUCCCGUAAUAAGGGAGGUUCUUGUGUUGUCCCGCGUUUUGUCAUGAAUAAAGUUAGUAUCCGAAGAAAACUCAAGUUGACAUUUAUCCUGUUGGGUUGUAUAGGAAAUGAAGACUUGAAUUAUUGAAACUUAACUGACAACUUUUCGUCUAAUGUUAACUUGGAGCCAUAUUGCGCAAUCGAAAAUCAUGAAUUUUGUAAAAAAAUCCAGGUAUUUAAAAACGCUAUUCCCAGUUCAGAGGUUACGGGGAAAUAACUUGAUUGAGUAAAUAGUUGUCUUUCUUUAUUUAUACAACAAUAAGGAAA